Messenger RNA from Uranotaenia lowii, 428 nucleotides. RefSeq lists its product as uncharacterized. Bases 59 to 412 code for a protein of 117 amino acids. Lineage: Eukaryota; Metazoa; Arthropoda; Insecta; Diptera; Culicidae. The transcript has 2 exons. The record is from RefSeq and is a predicted model, not a curated record.
UCCAGAGCGCUGCACGCGUCGACUCCGGCUUUCGGUACAACCCAGACGGAGACGAGCCAUGGCCAUGCUGCCAACACCACAAUCGACAAGAUUUUCGGUGGUUUGGAGGGAGCAGAACCAACACCGCACAAGUAGCAGCUGCAGAUCCGGUUUUCGGGGGAUUCGUAACGGCGCAACCUUAAAGGCGGGUUCGACUGAUUUCGAAGAGUUCGGUGCGAUAGCUACCAUUUCGACUGUAGGGGGUUCCGGGACAACGCCCGCCACUUGGCUCCCGCUUUUGAUGGAAUCGGAGGAUUCGGAAAGGACAAUCAGAAGCAGUUCGCUUCCGUUCCGGUUCGAGCAUACUAAUAAUUUUACCAACACCGGUUUUGAAGAAUUUAGUAGCUCCUUCGGAGCGGGAACUUUCCCGUAGCCACAACCGACUCUAA